AUGAGCUACUUCAGAGAAAGCAAUGGCUCGUUGAGAGGACUAGCGCUCGCUAGAUUAUCGCGUAAUUCCAAAGGUUCUGGGACGGCAGAUUCGAUAGAAAAACUACUAGCCUCGCUGCCAGUCUCUUAUUCUUCGUCAGCAGCAAAUUUAAAUUCGAUUCCUUUAACUCUGGAUGAAUUGGAGGUUUUGCUGGCAAUCUGCAGCUCAGUACCGUAUGAAGAACUGCGGGCUCGUUCUAUCCUGGAAAAAUGCAUUUUCCCUUAUUUUCUUGCGUGUCCUAAACAGAAGUUCACAGACUACGUGAUUAGUAAGUACAAACAGCGUAAUCUCAAGCAUCCAUCUGAGGUUUUAUGCUUCGAAUUGGCAAGAUUUAUCAUGAGAUCAGCCAGAAUGUUUCCACAGAUUCAACCGGAAAUCCGCACAGCCUGUGACAAAUACUUAAAUGAGAUUUCAGAAAAUCUCUCCCUUGGCGGCCUGCUCUCGUUUGCUGGUUUUUUGGAAGCUUUAGUAUUUGAAAACGGUAACGUACUUUCUUCGACUUUGUUAGCCAAAUUGAGGAAUCUAAUGACCGAAGAUUUCUUUUACCACGUUGAAGUGGCCAUUCGAUCAUCUGUGAAUAAGGACAUUCUGAUUUACUACCUUGAUCGCAAUCGGGAAGUUUCCUCGCUACUAUUUUGCGAGUUAAUUGAAAGACUACAGGUGACACACGCAUGUCGGUAUUUGGGAGUUCCUGUGGGCACUGGUUUGGACGAAUAUCUGCUUGAAAUUCAACGUGUUAAAGUAGGAAGAACAAGAGAUGUGCGAAUCGACGAAUUUGAGGCCAAAAUUCACGAGCAUGAGGACGAAUUCCUGGAAAUGUGUGCCUUCUCAUUCAAACAAGUAAAUCAGCUUGAACAAGGCGCAAAAUAUAUCGACUUGUCCAGUCAGGGAAGGCUGGAAUAUGCUUUUGCGUCAAAAGCGUAUCUGCUUCAAAUUCUAGCUGUUGGCAUUUUGGUAGACUAUGAAGUGGAUGAGUUUACUGAACUUGUCAGAGACUCUCUGGUUGACUUACCAACAAACGCACAUGCUGUGAACUCGAAAUUAUGUGCAACAAUCAUCAACGUUGCUUCUCUGCUCAAUUACUACACAGAGGCAGUUUCUCCAGAUUUGCUGCGCAUUUUUCCAUUGCUGGUCUCUACUAAGUCCCUACCAAACCAAAAAAUUUCUGCCCUCUCAACAAGCUAUGCAAAGGGAUUGGUACCCCUUACCGAGGAUGCCAUUGUUGGAACAAUAUACACAAUUAACAAUUUACUAGCAUUGGCUCAGGACGGACUUCCUGGAACUACUAUGAAAGGGCGGCGUUUAACUACAGCUUUGGGCAGUGAGAACAAUUUUGAUCGUUUGAUAUCUUCCAGGCCUACCAGAUCUAGCACUGUGGGAACCUAUCAAUCACUCCAAAAGCUGAAAAUCUCAGUCACAAAACCAACAGCGCGCCACACCACUAAUCAGGAGACUGAUCUUUCUUCAAAUGGAAAUGGAACUCACGUCAUUGAUAUGCAUGAUGAGCUAUUCCAAAACGUAAUCACCGCAACGACCACCAUUGCAGCGAUUUACAAUGACCAAUCCAUUACAGCGCUGACGAUCACAAUUCUAACACAAAAAUACGGUGCUGUGUCACCAGCAUUGGAUACAAAAAUAUUGGCGGGCUUGGCGCACUUGGCAUUGAGAGUGAAUAAGUCAGAGUUCAAUUUUCUAAUGAAGUUUUUCCAUUCUGCUACAAAUCAUGCUCUGGAAAAAAAGGAUGCCAGAGUUAUGAAAAGUAUUAUCGCAGCUCAAACACUUCUCUCUCGGCAACUUCUUGCAGAAAAGCCUCAAGGUCCGCUUUACAAGAUUUAUCUAGGCUACCUUCUAGAUGCGAUUGUUGCACGCGGGGAUGUUGAUCGCUCAGAGCACCACAGAUCCCAUACUGAAAUAUCAGAGGUGGCCGAUCAAAUUGCGAUUUAUCUCAAGCCUCUGGCUGCACUACUCCCUAAACCUGGCCGUGGUCCAAUAAAUCUUGACCAAGAUGAGACCUUAACUAACACUUUCAGAAAUGUCUGGUUUAACGCUACAGUACACGGAUUUUAUGGGGAAGCUUCUUUGACAAAGGAGUUUUAUGAAGAGCUUCUAACGAUUGCCUAUAAUUCACCACCACUUGCUUCCGACUUCCCGGCGGUGAAUCGAGAAACAUCAUUCGAAAUGAAUACCAUUUUACGUCGUGGUUCCUCGAACCAUAACGUGAAGCAGCAAAAGAAUAUGUUGUCUGAGUAUUUACCCAUCAAUUCUGUGCAAGCAAGAACGCUCUCUACUUCAAAAAUCAUGUUUUUGGCUGCUACUUUACUGGUCGAGAAUUUGAGGUGUGAAGCGGGCGACUGUUCGAAGGCUUUGCUGUACUGUUCUGAUCGGUCGAUUACAAAGAGCAACCUUGACAAAUUUGUGGCGUCCAUCUCAACUUCAAUGGUUCAAAAGUACACAAAGCUUGCCAUAAGAGGCAGCACGCGCAUUUUUUCUGCAGAAAUGGUGGCCAAACAACUGACCAAUUUCAUUCUUCUCCUAAUCCACAGAGACACCGCCCUUCAAGAAGCAGCAUUCGCCUGUUGCGAUAAUUUCAUUGAAAGAAUACCAUCGAGUCUUUGUCACCAAGAUCCGCUAUACACUUUACUUGAUUUAUUGUCAAUGCUUUUUGAUAGCGUUGUUGCUUGCGAGGCAAACAAGCACGAAGUCAUUUUUGAUUUUACUUUGAAACAUUCCAAACGCAGAGUUACAUUGCCCGACUCUUAUCAUUGGCGAACGCUGACAUUGGAACAGGUACAAAAGUACGCAACACGUUGGGUUACAGUCAUAUUGAAGACCGCCAAUCAAGAUGUCAAGAUACUGUUACAGUCGUAUAUCUCAGAUUUGAGCGCUGUUCAAAGAUUAAAUGGAGUCGAAUUUGGCGUAUCUUUUGCUCUUGAAAUGGCAGCCAAGAUUUUACCGGUAGAUCGGGACUUAGCAAGCAUCACCAAAAGCGGUUACCGUAGGCCUGACAGCAUUUCUGGGUUUCUUUCCCAGCACGCGUGGAGAUCUCGAUUCAUGAGAGAUCAGAGCGUUCUGUCGUCUUAUCACGACAUCGAACAAGAAAGAGGCGAAUUAAAGAGCAAGAUUGAGUGUGUCCUGGCUAAUGGCACAACAUUGAAUUACAAUGAUGUCAGUUCAUUCCUUGACUUAUCGGCUUCACUUCUGGCUCUGAAAAAGGGCAAUACAGCGACUUUGGUGUAUGAUAUUGUCAAUAUACCUUUUCAACUGUUCACCUCAGAUGCAGUUAAAAUUGCUACUAAUGUUUGGCUUGCGGUAAUGAAGGAGAGAAUGGAUGUUUCUUAUUUACUUCUUGCCGAAAUUGCUAACUGCUGGGCUUAUUCGAUUGAUAAUGGCGAAGGCUUAUUUUCUACGGAGCAUAACCUAAAGGCUGAGGAAUACAACAUGAUGGAGUACUCUCCUUACAAUAAAAAGGAGAUCAAUGUGGCAGCUCACAGUGCUAGCAAGUCAUUGCAGCCCCAUGUGCUCAUAACAAGGUUUUUCACAUCUCAUUUCGAAGGGACCCUGUUUGAUAGCGUGCAUCUCUUACAAAUUUUCACUCAAAUCUGUCUCAACGGUUUAAGAGCUUUGAAAACGGCAAGUUUACAUCCCUUUGCCAGAAUGGCUAGAAACGAGCUUGUUAAUUUUGGUAUUUUGGUAUUUGCCAGCAAUGUCAAACACAAUACGCGUCAAGUUCCUGAAUUAGGCAAAGCACUCAUUGAUGGUGCUUUGAGUUGGUUUGAAAAGCCCAAAUCGUGGCCAUUUGGAGCUAACGAACUGAAGAUACGGGCCGACCUAUCCAUGCUCGUGGAGAUAUACAAAAAGUUCAAGGACAAUGAACAGGCGCUAAAUGGUUACCGCGGACGAGAACUUUCGCUUUUACAAUAUUUCCUGCUAAGUGAAAUACACACAGUCGAAAGCUGGCUGCGUCCAUUGGCAAAGCCUUUAGAUGACUUAAAGCUGCCAGUGGAUUUAGUUUCGUUUGCAUUCAAAAAAAGCCCUUCUUUAGCCAUUAAUUUGGUUGAACGUUAUCCCUCAAAAAAGGCAUCAGAAUCGCUGGAGCGAUUGAUCGUGGAAAACCCUCUUCUUUGCGUGCACACUUCAAGGACACUGGAAUCAUUUUUGACAGGCACAAAAAGUUUCCACUAUGCCCUGUACUGGGCAUCAACGAAUCCCUUGCAGUCCAUCAAUCUGUUUUUACCACAAUGGGCUAAGAAUACCUAUGUCGUGCAGUACAAUGUAAGAGCGCUCGAAUCUCAUGACGUGAAUCUUACUUUCUUUUAUGUGCCCCAGAUUGUGCAAUGCUUGAGAUGUGACCCCUUAGGGUACGUUGAGCGCUUGAUCAUUGACACCGCAAAGAUAAGUGUCUUGUUCUCGCACCAAAUCAUAUGGAACAUGUUGGCCAAUAGUUAUAAGGACGAUGAAGGCCAAAUACCGGACGACUUGAAACCCUGUCUAGACAAAAUUCAGGAUAAAAUGACCAAAGCGCUCAGCGCUAAGCAAAGAGAUUUUUACGAACGCGAGUUUGACUUCUUUAACGAAGUAACUAGCAUUUCGGGUAAACUGAGACCAUACAUUAAAAAAACAAAAGCCGAGAAAAAACAUAAGAUAGACGAAGAAAUGGCCAAGAUUGUUGUCCGCGAUGGUGUGUAUCUGCCUUCAAACCCAGAUGGCGUCGUGAUAGACAUCGAUCGGUUGAGUGGCAAGCCGUUGCAAAGUCAUGCGAAGGCGCCUUUCAUGGCCACUUUUAAAAUAGAACGGAUGGAACAUGAUCCCGAAACAAAGGAACGCCAUAAGGUGGAAAAAUGGCAAGCGGCCAUUUUCAAAGUCGGCGAUGAUUGUCGGCAAGACGUUUUGGCGUUACAGUUAGUUUCUGUUUUCCGAACAAUUUGGUCAUGCAUUGGACUAGACGUUUAUGUGUAUCCCAACCGUGUGACCGCCACAGCGCCAGGAUGUGGUGUCAUUGAUGUGCUACCAAACUCCAUCUCCAGAGAUAUGUUGGGGAGAGAGGCCGUUAACGGGUUGUACGAGUAUUUCAUCACCAAAUUCGGACAUGAAAACACAGCAGAGUUCCAGCGUGCCAGACAUAAUUUUGUGAAAUCGCUUGCUGGAUACUCGGUGAUAUCGUACUUGCUGCAAUUCAAGGACCGACACAACGGUAAUAUCAUGUACGAUGACCAAGGACACUGUUUGCAUAUCGAUUUUGGCUUUAUCUUUGACAUUGUUCCUGGCGGUGUCAAAUUCGAGGCUGUGCCUUUCAAGCUCACCAAGGAAAUGGUGAAAGUCAUGGGAGGCUCCCCCGAUACCCAAGCGUAUCGGGAAUUUGAAGAACUGUGCAUAAAGGCAUAUUUGGCGGCACGCCCGCACAUGAACAUGAUUCUGGAAUGCGUUCGGCCAAUGUUGAGCAGCGGACUGCCGUGUUUUAAGGGUGAGAAGACCAUGCGGAACCUGGAGGCGCGCUUUUCGCCCCAUAGGACUGAACAAGAGGCAGCUGAGUUUAUGCUGGGUCUGAUUAAGAAGUCUUACGAGAGCAUUUUUACUCGAGGCUACGAUGAGUUCCAGCGUUUAACGAACGGCAUUCCUUACUGA
Molecule: messenger RNA, 5661 nt
Organism: Lachancea lanzarotensis
Lineage: Eukaryota; Fungi; Ascomycota; Saccharomycetes; Saccharomycetales; Saccharomycetaceae
Gene: STT4
Product: LALA0S08e06700g1_1
Exons: 2
Coding region: 1-5661 (1886 amino acids)
Biological process (GO): phosphatidylinositol phosphate biosynthetic process; phosphatidylinositol-mediated signaling
Cellular component (GO): cytoplasm; plasma membrane
Molecular function (GO): 1-phosphatidylinositol 4-kinase activity
Source: RefSeq, a predicted model, not a curated record